CCUCCCGCCAGGGGAAGGCGGAGGACGGAAUGAAGCAAAUUCAUUCGUCCCUUCAUGUCAUCGGCAUGUGCUCCGCUUUCGCAACCCCGCCAGUGCACAUAAAAAAAGGCUGUCCCGCUACCGGAGCCAAUUGCAAGGGUGUGUCAUUUCUCGACUGCAAGGCUUCAACUUGCCAUUCAAGUGACCAAGUAUGGAUGACCACCAGCAGUACAAGGCAGACCCUUCGCAGGUGGUCAAAAGUGAGUCAAAAGGCUCUCCAUAUAGCAAUUGGGUCGUACAGAAGUUUGGGGGCACCAGCGUUGGAAAGUUCGCUUUGAAUAUUAUCGACCAAGUGGUAUUACCGAGUCUUCUGGAACAUCGCGUGGCUAUAGUCUGCUCGGCACGAAGUAGUUCAACCAAAUCUGCAGGCACUACGAACCGUUUGUUGCGAGCAGCGCGGGACGCAGAGGACGCUCUAUCACAACAGUAUGCCUCCCUUGUUGAGGCAGUCCGCUUGGAACAUACCCAGGUAGUCGACAACCAAAUCCAAUCUACGGUGCUCAAGUCCCGUCUUGUUUCAGAAAUAAACAACGAAUGCGACAAGGUUCUCAGAGUCCUGGAGGCUGCACAGACAUUAGGGGAAAUCAGUGCACGAUGUGUGGAUAAAGUUAUUAGCACUGGGGAGAAAUUGAGCUGUCGGCUUAUGGCAGCUUAUCUUCAAGACCGAGGGGUAGAUUCGCAGUACGUGGAUCUUGCUGAGAUUAUUGAUUUCCCAAUCUCGAACCAGGGUCUUGACCAGGAAUUUUACAAUAACCUCGCCGCUGCUCUUGGCAGAAAAAUUCGAGCCUGUGAGAACAAAGUCCCGGUUGUGACUGGAUUUUUUGGAACUGUCCCUGGAGGUCUUCUAGAUCAGAUCGGCCGUGGCUACACCGAUCUCUGUGCUGCUCUUGUUGCUGUUGGGAUAAAUGCCAAGGAACUCCAAGUCUGGAAGGAGGUUGAUGGAAUAUUUACUGCAGACCCUCGAAAGGUGCCCACCGCACGUCUUUUGCCUGCAAUAACGCCAGCCGAAGCAGCGGAGUUGACAUUCUAUGGCUCUGAGGUAAUUCACCCCUUUACCAUGGAACAAGUCAUUCGCGCCAAGAUCCCGAUUCGCAUAAAGAACGUUAUGAACCCAAGAGGGGAUGGCACGGUUAUCUUUCCGGACUCCACAUUUGAAUUGGAAAAAACGACCCCAGGCCAUGAUCCAAGACUAUUCCGUACCCGAAGCCCCAGUCUUAUGCAACGGCCCAAACGCCCUACAGCUGUGACGAUUAAGCACAAGAUUCUGGUCAUCAAUGUACACUCCAACAAGCGCUCACUUUCACAUGGAUUCUUCGCCGGAAUAUUCUCUGUCCUUGACCGAUGGAGACUCUCAAUCGAUCUGAUUUCCACAAGUGAGGUCCAUGUAUCAAUGGCUCUUCACUCGGAAAUGCCUCUGCUCAAUGGGGUUGGAAGAGAUGAAUACCAAGUCAUUGAUGAGGAUCUCAAAGGUGCUUUACGCGAUCUACAGAAAUAUGGCACAGUUGACAUCAUCCCGGAGAUGGCAAUUCUCAGUCUUGUUGGAAAGCAAAUGAAGAAUAUGAUUGGAGUUGCUGGCCGGAUGUUUUCUACACUCGGCGAGAACAACGUCAAUAUAGAGAUGAUUUCCCAAGGCGCAAGUGAGAUAAACAUCUCGUGUGUCAUUGAAGAAAGAGACGCUGAUCGUGCUUUAAAUAUCAUCCACACCAGCAUGUUCACAUUCUUAGACUAAAAAUUCUUUCCAUCUUUUCCCAUACUACUCCUUUGUACUAAAUUCCAGGUAUUCUGUGUCAGCCCCUUUAAUGCUAUGAUAUCCACUGUGAACUAUAUGUCUCCGAAAACUACAAAAAUCACAUGCAUGUAAACAGCGAUAACAGUUGCUUUCAAGUAUGUUCUGGUUGCAUGUGUGUCUAAGGCAGUCAGCUUUCUGUUUUUUCCCCCUUGAUUUUUCUUCUUGCUUCACUUUUUCAUAGCCUCGGUUUUCCACGCACUGGCGCUUUAGAUUGAUUAGGUUGGAUAGAAUCGCUUACUGUGAUUGAUUUAUCCUUCUCCCAGCUUCUCCUGCUCCAUGAAUGUUUCCUCUCUCCCCUCGACUUAUUCGUAAGCCCCAUCUCUCAACCGCGUUUGAUUUUUACUUCUAAAGAUAAAUAUUGAGUUGUUUUUUCUUAUCUCCUCAUAUUUAGAUCGGGAAAGGCCACGUGGCGGAUUA
Aspergillus sclerotioniger CBS 115572 is the source of this 2245-nucleotide messenger RNA. Its product is annotated as aspartate kinase. The coding region runs from base 191 to 1768 and encodes 525 amino acids. NCBI's taxonomy places the organism in Eukaryota, Fungi, Ascomycota, Eurotiomycetes, Eurotiales, Aspergillaceae. The record is from RefSeq and is a predicted model, not a curated record. The transcript has 4 exons. Gene Ontology annotation, molecular function: aspartate kinase activity. Gene Ontology annotation, biological process: amino acid biosynthetic process.